AGAAAUAGUAUUUUGUCUGAAAAGGUAAUGAAUGAACCAACGACAAAACGUUCAAAGCAUAGUGAAGAUUCGAAAGACAAAGCCUUGCAACAACUGUACUGGCUCCAUCCUGAUCUUAAUGGCCAAACAUGGAUAAAGACACUCAGUAGCAAACGUUUUUUUAAGGGCAAAAAAUCAGCCUUAGCCACUAUUUUUUUGAAGCCCAAUUGCAAUGAAACAAAUAUUGGGCAAAUAUUAAAAGGAAAAGAUUAUACACCUUAUUUUAAAAAUUUUGAGAUCGUUACAUUACUCUCUAUCAAAGAUAUUUUAAAAACAAUGAUAUAUGAUGAUGUGGAAUUGACAGGUAUAAAUUUAACGGAAGGGGAAGGAUUCUUGUACCUUGUUUUCUUUGAAACAAAUAUGAAAAAUGAACUAUAUAUCAAGAAAGCAUCUUAUAGAUGCCGGGAACCUAUUAAGUGCACUAUUUUUGUUAAUGGUUUGGAAGACAAUAUACCAAAGGCAAGAUUUGAACAAGCAACUUAUUUACAAGGUGACCACAUGUACUCGAAUUUCAUAGGCCCAGUAAAUGAACAUGAGAUAAUUGCUAAUUUAGAAAAUAAAGGACUUGAUAAUGAAGCUUAUCGCAGGAUUGACUGUACUCUUCUUGCCUUAGCUGGCAACAUAUGUGCCAAUUCUAAAAUUGUUCAAAAAGCUCAAAAAACAAUCCGAAUACAGAAAGAGUUAGUUGAAAGUCUUCGUAACCGUUUAAAACUAAAAUUUGAAGCAGAAGAAGAACAAGUAUCAGAGCCAUUAAUAAGCAUUGUUCACAAUGUUGUUGAUGAAGUUCUAAACGAAAAACAUGAAAAUAUAUCAAAUGUCAUUUUAAAAGAACUUGUCCAUGUGCAAAGUAAAAAACCAAAAGGAAAGCCCUUCUGCAUACAAGCAAUGAAGUCGGUCAUUCAGAUGCCAUCAUUAUCAACACUCAAAAGCUACAUUAAUGAAACUGAACAACAUACAGGUUGGCAAGAUAAAGUAGUAAAGAGAAUAGUGGCUAAUAUGGAGGCCAAUAAUGUUUGGGGCUAUGCACGCCUUGGUUUCUUUUCGCAUGAUUUAUUUAAAAUUCAAAAAGGACUUCUUUGGAGUCAACGUGACAAUAGAUACGUCGGAUAUGUUGACUUUGACAAUGAGAAUGCUGAAUUUGAAGCAUUUGGUGAACAAUGUUUCUACAAAAUUCAAGGCUCAGAAUGUACGAAUAAUCAUAUUAAGCAUAAAGAAGCAGCAGAAAAAAAAGACCAGGAGCGGACUUUAGCAACCCAAAUUCAUCAAAUCGUAUGGCAUUCAGUAUCCCACUCCUUUAAUUUUCCAAUAGCUUAUUUUGGUGUUGAAACAAUAAGUGUUCAUACCCUUAAUACAAUUCUUUUUAACCUGGCUGCUAAGCUUGAAUGUGUUGCAAUUCAUACAUGUGGUUCUGUGAAAACUGAAGACACAUUAAGAGCUUUGAUUGGUUUGCAACAACUUGGAAGCCUUACGAUUCCAAUGCCAAAAAAAAUUAUUUGGAAUGUUGGUGAUCAAUAUAAAGUUCGAAAUACACAUAGUAAUAAAUGGUAUCCUGGUAAAGUGCUUACUGAAAUCUCAGUAGAUAAUUAUUUGGAUAUCGAAGUUAUGAUUGAAACUACUGAAAAAGUCGAAUUGUAUAAAUGGAGGUCUCUACUUCAUGAUAUUCGUCCGGCAUAUGAUGAAAAUGAACAUUGUGUAUCACACAUUGCUAUUAAUCCUGUAACUGGUAAUAAAUGGUUUUUCCUAAACGAUCCAACCCAUGUUUUUAAAAAGUUGAGAAAUAAUGUUUCUAAAAGUCAUACUAGUAAUGAUGGAACAAAAAUCAAAAUGAGAGUGGACCUUGCGAAACAUACACUGUCAUUCGAUGUCAAAAAAGCAAUAGCAAAUAUUCCAGAGUUAAAUCACAUUUCCCAAGGCACUCAGUUAUUUAUUCACUAUGCACGUAUGUAUCGAGAUAUUACACAUAGUCGAAUAUGUAUUUCUUCUCUUGAAGAUCCACGUUUGAACACCUUGAAGGAAAUAAAACAAUGGUUCAUUCAAGGUAAUAAACAAAAGAAAGAUUCAAGUCAAUGGUUUUCCACGCAAUACCAGUUUGAUUUGAUUUUAUCAAUAAAUAGAUUUCUUGAAAUCGUAGAAUAUGUACUUACUAAUUGGCCAGGUGCUAUAAUUCAACCAAGAAGACUAUCUCAGGAUAUGCUUGAAGGUUUAUUCGGAUCAAUUAGAGAAAUGGCUGGUGACUCUUCCACACAUACGGUUCAAUCCUACGGAUAUGCAAUGAACAAGUUAAUAAUUACAAUGCAAAUGACAUCAGAAAUACAAAGCUUGAAUUAUGGUUUAGCUAAUGGUUCAGGCUGUGUGCUUGCUGAUUUAAAACGAAGAGAUUAUCGAACAACUGUAAAACCUAACGAGCAGAAUUUAGAAGCAUAUAAUCGCUAUAAAAUCCAAAUUGAAAUGCUCUCUACUUUCAGCUACCAAAUAUUUCAAGAACUUCUUAAUGAUGAUCUGUUGUUAUAUAAGGAUGGCAUAGAGAACCUUUUGGUAACUUGGUCUAAAAAUAUUCAUCAAAUGGCAUUAGAUUCAGUUCCACAAAAAAAAUAUAUCUAUUGGCUUACAAUAUGGUCAACAAAUCUGGAAAGUCGAUUAAAUAAUUACAAGUGUGCGGGUGAUUGGUUUAACGACUUUCAAUGGUUGGCCCCGGAUGAUAUUAAAGUAGAAACCCAACGAUUGAUAGCCUAUAUAUUACUUGAAAAAAUUAUAAGAAUCACAUUUAGACAAAUUAUACCUGGAAAAAUUAUUGACCUGGAACCUGCCGAGGUAUCAAAAUUUCAGUAUAUUAUCAGAUGGACUAUCUACAAAUUAACAAAAAGUGAUAGAUUAACAUUAGCACAUGAAGAAUUUGCAAAAAUCAAAUCAUGUUUAAAUGUUCUUAGCUCUGAGCAAGUAGAAUACAUAUGUGAUACUCGUUCAAAGAUGACAAUAGUUAUUCCAGGAGCUGAUUUUAUUCAAUUCAUGUAUUAUUUAGAGUCACUCAUUUUUCAGCUAUUUGAAAAACACAUAGAGUAUGGGCCAGAUAUUCUAAUUUACAUCAAUAAUAAUCUUGUAAGCAAUCGACCUUUAAAGAAGCAGUUUAAUGACCUUUUGCAAAUAGCAUACGAAUUUUAUUGUAAUGCUGAAUAUAAAAAUAAAGAAUUAUUUCCAGAAUUCAUACAUAACAGUAUUCAAUUAUCACAAGAAGCUGAAGACUAUCUAUUGGUGCAAAAAGGUUCAUCUUGUUUACGAGAAAAUGUCAAGGCAAUGGGUGUAAAUUUAAAAAAUAAUGCAAAAAAAGAUGAUCAACCAAAAACGAAACUUGUUAUAUUUAAGAAAAGGAUGCUACCAGAAAAUCUUGAGUUAGCACUUGGUCAGCUUAAGAUUUGGGCUUGA
This is a messenger RNA of Dentiscutata erythropus, 3459 nucleotides long. The record is from the annotation of a GenBank genome assembly. NCBI's taxonomy places the organism in Eukaryota, Fungi, Glomeromycota, Glomeromycetes, Diversisporales, Gigasporaceae.